AUGCCUCCCAAGCGGAAGCGUUCCAGCAAUGGACCCGAGCAAAGGGGUGAGGCGCGCAACAAGCCUUAUGCCUACUUGAAGCCCCAGGUCCGGCAGGUCUCCGAAAGGACCAUCAAACAGAAGUGGUCCACACUUCCGGAGCCGGUUCAAGACAGGGUGCGCGAUAUGUUUCGGGCCCUGGAGCGUCCAGUUAUUGUAAGACAGCAGAACGAGGGCAAACGCAUCGAAGCACAGGCUGCUGUUCAAGCUGUCGUGAAAAAUCUGGGAAAGCGGCUUCCGCGCAUGCCUUUUCCUCCAGUCACGAAAGACUCUGUCUUUGAGUACGAGGCAGCGCUCAAGGAGCAUUGUUCCUUGGAGGCUACUUUAGCCACAGUGACUGAUAGUAUUGAUCUAUUGAAGGCUGAAGUCGAAAAGGAAGAAGCUAUGCUCGAAAGAGAGAAAAAGCAACUGCAGGAGAUGGAGAGAAAUGCGAAGCGAGCAGAAGCGGAGAGGAAGAGGCAAUCGAAGAACGAGCACCCUGUUCUGCGGCAGGUCGACAGCUUGCCUGACGAGUAUAACCAGAAGCAGUCCGAAUUUACCCUUGCGGGAGGAAAAGAAACCCAAACGAUGUUCGACGAGCUUGAAAAUGACCCAGAGGUCUCGAAUAUCCUGAAACAACUGACUGGGCAUCUGAAGUCAAUGCAAAACAAUACCGCACCCGUUGCCGGUUUGAAGGACGCAAUUGGCAGGUCGCAUGCAGCAUUGAGUCUAACUUUUAUGCCCGAAGAUUGA
Aspergillus tubingensis is the source of this 771-nucleotide messenger RNA. RefSeq lists its product as uncharacterized. Lineage: Eukaryota; Fungi; Ascomycota; Eurotiomycetes; Eurotiales; Aspergillaceae. The transcript has 5 exons. The record is from RefSeq and is a predicted model, not a curated record. Bases 1 to 771 code for a protein of 256 amino acids.